Prorocentrum cordatum is the source of this 1316-nucleotide messenger RNA. Lineage: Eukaryota; Dinophyceae; Prorocentrales; Prorocentraceae. The record is from the annotation of a GenBank genome assembly.
AGGCCUUCGCCCGCUGCAUCCAGAGGACCUUCGGCCACAGGGUCAGGAUGCUUCGGCGUGGGCUUUCCACGGACGGGUGCCCCUACAGCUUCGACCUCAAGAUGAUGAGCCGAAUGUGCUCCAGGUGUGGGGUGCAAGUCGACACCCGCUGCCUUUUCCGCGCCCUCGACGCAGAUGGCGAUGGGAGCGUGUCUCUGGAGGAGUUCUGCCCGAGGCGCGGGCAGGUCCUGGCGCGCUUCCGGGCGUGGGCCCAGGCCGGUCCGCAGGCGAAGCUCGCCUUCCAGAAGGAGCGCACCGACGCGCAGCCCCCCGCGGACUGGCGGCUCGCGACCCACGAGGAGGUGAAGAGGAACCUGGACGAGGUCCGGGAGAAGCUCGGGCAGUGGGAUGUUUGCGCGCUGGCCAACAAUUGGAAGGUCGACGGUCCGGGCUACGGCUGCAACGUCACGAAGCAGGGGCUCGACGAGGUUCUGGAGGACGCCAUCUUUGUGAAGGCGAAGCUCAUUUUCCAGAAGGAGAGCUGCGACGCACAGCUCCCCGCGGACUGGCGGCUCGCGACCCACGACGAGGUGAAGAGGAACCUGGACGAGGUCCAGGAUAAGCUCGGGCAGUGGGAUACCUGCAUGUUGGCCGACAACUGGAAGGUCGAUGGGCGGGGCUUCGGCUGCAGCGUCACGAAGCAGUGGCGCGACGAGCGCUUGGAGGACGCCAUCUUCGUGAAGGUUAACAGCUGCGCAGCGCUCUGGGACCUCAGGGUGGCUGUGGAGCGGCGCCUCGGCUCGAAGGCCGACCGCAAAUUUAAUGGCAACUCGGUGCGGACGAUGACGAUCGCGGCCUUCCGGGACACCCUGAAGGCCGUCGGUGCCCCUGUGGCGUUCGACAAGGCUUCGGCUCGUCUUCCCCGGGAUCGGCGUCGCAUCCCGAGCCGUUCUUCGACGGAGGCCCGGGCGUUGCUGCUGACGUCGCUGGACCUCCAGGGCUGUGGCUUCAUCACCCGGGCCGACCUGGAGUGGCUGGACGGCUGGGAGGCCCCCAGGUGGCUCUGCGCCAAGCCGAACCAGCAGGCAUGGGAGGAUCUGCGUGCGGAACUGAUCCGGCGCUUCGACGGCGUCCUGUUGAAAGCGUGGCGGGGACUCAUGGACAAGGACAACUCCAACCGCCUCUCCUGGCCCGAGUUCUGCGACGCCUGCGAGGAGAUUGGCUUCGACGGCGACGUCGCGGGGGCCUGGUGCUACCUGGACGACGACCUGUCCGGCUUCAUCUCCAUGCGCGAGUUCGACGGCGAGAGCGCCGCGCUCCUCGAGUCGUUCAAGGAG